Messenger RNA from Dryobates pubescens (Downy woodpecker), 1330 nucleotides. RefSeq names its product potassium channel tetramerization domain containing 4 (gene KCTD4). Gene Ontology annotation, molecular function: protein binding. Bases 344 to 1120 code for a protein of 258 amino acids. Gene Ontology annotation, biological process: protein homooligomerization. The record is from RefSeq and is a predicted model, not a curated record. NCBI's taxonomy places the organism in Eukaryota, Metazoa, Chordata, Aves, Piciformes, Picidae. The transcript has a single exon.
UGUGAGCAGCCCCCAAGAACUAUGCCAACUUCUCACACCGCAAGAAAAAGACCAACAGCUGCUCUGCCCUUCUUCCCUGAUACAGUUAAAUGCAAAUCCUGCUUCACAGUCAUACUCCUGCUAUCGCCCUGCAUGCACAGCUGACACGCCACCUACUGCAAACCCGAGCCGACAGUCGGAGCAAUGCUCGCAGCGUUUCCAUUCCAGCACCGCGCUGGAGCUCUAGAGAGGGGCUUUUUCCCAAAUUAAAACCAACCAACCAACCAGCCACCAAGCCAGAAUCGACCUCUCCGCCAGCUGACAAGCACAAAGCAAGCUAGCUGGCCUCUCCUUCUAGGCUUUGAUGAUGGAGAAAAAAAUAAGCAGAAGGGAAAACGAAUGCGACGAAAAACAGAGCAACUCCGACGGCCCCGAGCAAGACAAGGACUACAAAACAACCCUGGUUACUCUGAACGUUGGUGGCUACCUGUACAUCACACAGAAACAGACACUCACCAAGUACCCAGAUUCCUUUCUGGAAGGGAUCAUAAAUGGCAAAAUAAUGUGCCCAUGUGAUGCAGACGGUCAUUACUUCAUAGACAGAGACGGACUCCUGUUCAGACACAUUCUCAACUUCCUGCGAAAUGGAGAACUUCUUCUACCAGAAGGGUUUCGAGAAAAUCAACUUCUGGCCCAAGAAGCAGAUUUUUUCCAGCUCAAGGUGCUCUCAGAUGCAGUGAAAUCAAGGUGGGAGAAGGAGCAGCUGGCGUCUCGAGAGACCACUUUCCUGGAGAUAACCGACAGCCACGACCGCUCCCAAGGACUUAGAAUCUUUUGUAACGCGCCCGAUUUCAUCGCCAAAAUAAAAGCCAGGAUUGUGCUGGUGUCCAAAAGCAGGCUGGAUGGAUUUCCAGAGGAGUUUUCUGUGUCCUCAAAUAUUAUCCAGUUCAAGUACUUCAUAAAGUCUGAAAACGGCACCCGGCUGGUCCUGAAGGAGGACAACACCUUUGUCUGCACCCUGGAAACUCUGAAGUUUGAGGCUAUCAUGACGGCUCUAAAGUGUGGGUUUAGGCUGCUGACCAGCCUGGAUUGCUCAAAGGGGUCGAUUGUUCACAGUGAUGCGCUGCAUUUUAUCAAGUAAUCACAGGAAGGCAGAGGAAAUGAGCAUGCAGCCAGUAAGCCUUGACCUGCAGCCUCCUGGCACCACGUUACCUAAACUAGCCUUGUACCACCGAGCCCGGCUGCCAACCGACUGAUGUGAGCUAAUGGUAUGUAAAUCUCAUCAUCACAUCCAGCUCUGGCUUACCUUAAGCUGAAUAGGAACAAAAUUCUAUUGCCUGAAUUGAAUCAC